AUGAAAGUUUUUAUACACGGCAUUACUGCCGUGUGUAUUUUUUAUCUGUAUUUUCUCCCAACACGAAAGUCCGAUGGCUCGGCAGGGCAGCAGUCCAAACAGAACAUCACCAUUGCUGCGCUGGCACCAAUGACAGGAGAAUGGGAUGUUGGACGAACAACAGCCGCUGCUAUGCCUAUUGCCGUUGAAGAUAUCAACAACGAUCCCUCUUUGCUGCCAAACCACCGCCUUCAGUUUGUAUUUGGCAACACUAACUGCUCACCUAACACAGCCUUACCUCUGGUCAUGAACUUCUGGGCUCAGCAGAAAAGAGGAGUAGAUGCUUUUAUUGGGGGAGGAUGUAACCGAGUUUGUGAAUAUAUCAGCUUGUUAGCAGGGAAAUGGAAUCUUCCAGUCAUUUCAUGGGGCUGUAUGUCUGCUCAUUUAUCCAACAGAAACACGUUCCCCACAUUUGUGCGAACUGUUGGUAAGUAAAUUCGAGUGGAGUCAAACCCAGUGAACUAAAAAAAAGUGUUGUUGUUUUUUUUCGAGUUUGUUAAAUUCCUACUUUCCCUUUCAUAUUUUCUUAAGUUACAACACUAUACCUGUUUAUUUUAUUUUAUCAUUAGAUCUUUUCUUAAUAAGUUACCCUAGAAAAUUGCUCCGGUCCUUUUUUCUGCCUCAGCUUCCAUAUUUUUUUCUGUUCAGUGAAUUGCUCAAAACCGGACAGUUAAACAAAAGUCUUCCUGUUAUGCAUGAUCAAACUAUCGAGUGCCAGUAUUUGUCAACAUCUAAAGGCGAGAUGAUGAUCGGCGAAUGUACAAUUAAUCCCAUUUGGAAUAAAUGAUCUUUCCGCCCACCUGCCUAAUUUACAACAAUUUUAUAAGGCCUUUUUGAUUGAGGCUCUUUUACACUUAACUUGAAAUAUGUUGGGAGUUGCUGAUAUAGAUACAUAUACAUAUAUGAUACGGCAGGGAAAUAUUAUGUAGCUAUCCCUUGAAAAUCGCUUUUGCUAAAGGAAAGUAAAUUAUUUUAUUUUACUUAUCAGAACAACGCAAUUUUAGUCGUGCCACAAAGCAUCAUAACAUAUCGGAGCUUCCAGCCCCUUGUAGUGGGCUUUGUAUCAUAAGCGGCGGGCUGUUUGGCUAAUCUUUUUUAUAUAUUAAGUGUUAGGUACUCUUUGUAAUUUAGAAUGCUUUGCUCAUAAGGUCCCUACACUAAAAUGGAGAAACUACUCAAACGUCUCAUGGAACAUUUCAGUUGGAAGCGUGUGGCUAUUAUCGCCUCCACAGAUGACAUCUGGCAAAUUGCAGCAAACUUGGUUAAAAUUGAGCUUCUCCAUCACGGAAUCAACGUGGCUCAUUUCCAUUCGUUCAUCCCUGGACGUCUUCAUAUCCUAGAAAGCAGAAUUGAACGCCAUGCUGAUCUGAUCAGAAGAGCAGCUAAACGUGCUAUGAGUAAGUAAGACGCGAAUACUUUUAUCUCAUAGGUCCACACUAUCCACCAAUAAUCAUUUCAUGAAUUCAGCAAGGGAACAAGGGGACGCAGGUUGAACGGUAGGUGUUGUAAUAUCAAGUUCGCUUGAAAUAAGAAAUCAUUUCACUUGAAAGAAACUGCAUCAGUCGGUCUCUUUAACUUAAUUUAGUAUAAGGCAUAUUGAAAUCGUGAAUGCCUAACGUCUUAAGCGGUAGCCUUCCGUUUCGUUCCUACAAAAGAACAUUUUAUCGAACUCAUCAAACAAAAGCAAACUAUUUAGGCCCUUCUCUUCAUAUACGUAGCACUUGACAAAUUCUUUUAUUCGGACUUUUGAUAUAUUUCUCAGGGCUUAUCAAUGUAGUCCGGCGGUCUGAUGUGAAUGAUUUAAGUCUUCUAUGAUUAGUUCUAAUUGCAGCAGGUUGAGGUGCUGCGUAAUGCCUACCCUAUGUUUGUGCUGCUCAUCAUUCUGGUACGACCUACUAAAGCAAGUAUUUUUUUCAGUUUUUAUUUUGUUAUGCGAUGGAGGUGACAUUAGAGAAAUCAUGUUGAACUUUUUGGAUCUGGGUCUUCUUAAUGGUCAUUACGCUUUCAUCACGGUCCACUUGCCUAAGCGGUAAGUUAAGACUGAAUGUUAACUCUCUGGAAAAAUUCAAAAGCGCCAAACCCCACCCUUUAUCAGAGUGUUUUGUUUGAUACAUUGUAGAUCUUACAUUGGUAACAACACGUGGAUGGGUAACGAUGGACGAGAUAAUGACGCCAAGAAAGCUUAUGAGGGAGUCUUGAACAUUGAACAAAAGUUUGGAACAGAGAAAAGAACAGGAGACAAAGUAACAGCUUUCGUAAAUCGCGUCAAGAGCAGGUUGAAAGCCGAUCCCUUUAAUGUGGAGAUUCCGGAAAAUGGAACAGUAAGCUGUGUUUUAAACAAAUUAAUAAUACAUGCCGGUAUACAAAAAUGAUAUGUGUAAAAUAUAGAGCCAAUGCAACGACGAACACCAAACUUUUUCAUCCUUACGCAUGAACAACAAAUCAUGCUUAUUCGUUUUUGAAGACUCUUAGUACCUCCAAAAUGUAGUUUUAUUGACUGAGUUGACAAUUACUACGGUGGCCGAUGUAUCUUAUUGGAUAAAUUGGUCUCCAGUCAAAAGGAAAGAACUGGAACGUUUCGAGGGUUAGUCCCUGCUCAAGGUGUUACCUUCUCCUCCCUCUUUACCAACUUCUGUUUCUUCAAAUCAUUUCUGAUACGUGAUCUGCUGAACUACUGUGUAUCAUCAUAGGUAACAAAUGUUGAAUGUUUCUUGAUAUCCAACUUACUGAUUCCAAAUAUGUGAUUGUCACCCAGGUGGAAGCUUACGCUGGGACAAUGUAUGAUGCUGUUUUACUGUACGCGUUGGCUGUUAACGAAACUUUGGAAUCCGGAAAAAAUAUCAGAAAUGGCUUGGAAGUAUCCAAGAGAACUUACAAUAGAGUUUAUCAAGGUAUCUAAAUAAUUUAUUUCUUUCUUUCAUGGUGUCUUCAAUAUGUCUUCAAUGGUGAUGCUCCAGCUAUAAAUGUGUGACGUUUUACCAUGUACUGUAGCUCUGUAGUCAAGUCUAUGCUGAUGUUGUUCUACUGUUCAGUCUACUGCACGUGUGCUCUUCUAUUUUAUUAGGUAUCGCGGGACCAGUUUACAUGGACAACAAUGGCGACCGAGACCCUGAUUAUGUCAUUCAAACACUAAUUGAUGACAGAUUUGAGGACAUUGCCUAUUAUACUCGAUAUAAUGAUAACUUUACUAUCAGAGAAGGUGUUACAAUUAUCUGGCCAGGAGGGGUCACCACUCCACCUAAAGAUAGUCCUGAGUGUGGGUGGGAAGGGGAACUUUGUUACAACGACAGUGGUAAGAUGAUUCUGGUUCUUUUCGUCAAGAGAACAUCAUUAAUUUUGUUUUCUUUCUUCCUCUAAUUGAACAUCGAAGAGAAUGGUUUAGUAUUUUUUUAUUAACUUCGCCAAACAUUAAGAUAAGUGGUACUAGAAAAAAAAGCUUUAGUACAAGUGAUUAAGUAAAACAGUAAUGUUAGGCUUUGUUUUUGAGUGGAAGCGUGUUGGCUUUUUUGCAACUAGUUUACAGGCACUUCGGAUUUGUCCUCGGGACGACCGAGGCUAGCUUGUAGUUGGAGGAGGACUCGAAGGAUUGUGGGUCUGACGCACAGACCACUUAUAUCCUUCCUGUUUAGAUGGACUAUUUGUUUCUUUCCACAGAGGAUAGCACUACAUAUAUCAUCAUCGCCUGUUGUACCGUGUUUGGAUUUGUAUUUGUUACCAUGGUGUUUGUUUUUGCUUACAGGUAUAGUGAGAAUUAUUUCUUGCAAAGUAUUAAUUUCGUUAGAUCGUUUUCACUCAAAGGGAAUGUCAAGGGAAUGGUGGCGAGUCUAAGCCAUGUUGUUAGUGAACCUAUACUUGGUGCUCCCCGAGUGAGUUUCCCAAAGUUUCAAUAAAAUUUUUAAAUGUUAUUGUUGUCACUCAAUCUUCCAGCUUUUUCCACCUGAAAAUCUAUUGAGAAACACCCGCAUUUUCCAGUCAGUGCCUGGCAGAAAUUUCUUUCUCUUAUCAUAGUAACCUCUUUCCUAGGGUGAGCCUGGUGAAGAGGCUGAACAAUUGACCAAUUUUGCGUUGUUUUGUUGUGCAAUUAUAAAACGUCAUCACACAGAACCAAAGCGCUUGAUUUAUCUUAUAACAGGAAGCUGAUUUUCGAGCUGGAUCUUGCGCAGAAUCAGACAUGGAAGGUCAAGCAAGAAGAUAUCGUGCUAAGAGAUACGAUCAACCUCUUCGGAAACUCGGUGAGCUAAGCGGUAUAAAAAUAUAUUAUAUCAUGAACACUACCUUUUCAUUAGCGUUUUACACUAUUCUAUAUAGCAGGUAUUUCACAAGAUACCAGUGUGCUUGGUUUUGCGAUUUUACAGAAUAAAUCUGGGAUAUUCUUAUUACACACAAACAUUGAUUCUGAACACUGUUGGAAAUUACAGGGUAAAAUGAUAAACGUGAACCUCUUGUUAACUUUUGCAUAUUCAGAACGUAAACUUUGGUUCUGGGAGAACUAUGAGAUCCCGGACGUCAGCUUCACGUGCCAAUCGCUCCAGUCGUGUUGGUAGUCUAAGAUCAUGUGCAAGUGUGAAGUCCGCUGACACUCAGUAUUCAGCAAGGUGGAGUUUGCAGGAGCAAGUCUUCUCUUCUGGGUUUACUAACAUCGCUUUCCAUAAGGUGAGUAAGAGAAAAAUAAGAACAUAGGGGACUGGGAGAAGCACAGGAGUUGUUGGAAGGAAAAGUAAAAAAAUCCUUUGCCUGCUAUUGCACCAUUUCUAUGACCACAACAUACUGAUUAACGUUCUUUUUAAGUCAAUUCCUAGUGAGAUAUUACAUGUAAUUAACUAGGUUAGUCUUGUUUAGUGUUAGUUAAUAUGUACUGCCAGGACACGCCCCAUUGACCGUCUUUCUAACCUUAAUUCUAUUUGGUUCAUCUUUAUUUUUCAUUUACUAUUAAGGGUGAACUGGUUGUCGUUAAACACAUAAAAAAGAAAGAACUUCGAAUUUCUCGCAAAAUUCUGAUUGAAGUCAAACAGGUAAGUCCGGUUUGUCUAGCUUUUUGGGUGGCUAUUAACGAUAAAACUAACAAAUUAGCGUUAGUCAGUUCUGCAGUCGAACCUCACCCCAACGGUCACCUUGGGGACAGAGAAAAAUGGACUUUGUACAGAGGUAGCCGUUAUGGGGAGGUAGAAGUGUAAUAUGACAAUUUUUUUUAGGGAUUUACAACAUGUUUAUUGUGCUAAAUUCAUGCUUACUGUAUCCCAUAAUGAUAAUCCAACCCAGUUAUAAUAUAUAGAGAGAGUUAAAAUACACAAAAAACUUGAAAAAUGUUUUAAAUAAGAAUGUUAACGAGACAAAACGAGCAAGGUCCACAACAUUCGCUAUGAGUAUCGUAGGCAAUUUAUGCUUACUGCCAACCGAGUAUACAUGGAACACAAUCAAAAUACGAAUACCACGAUUACUGAAUCAUCAUCGCGCCAUACGAAUCAAAUUUCAUGGCCAUUCUUGACUUUUUCAUCAGUCGCUGUAAAAACUGGCCGUUUUUGUAGUUGGGGACGCGCUCGCUAGUGGAGGUUCGACUGAAGACAGUUACGUUGUAGGUAGACGGUAGACCGACAUCUACCAGUGCUGUUCUGCGUUCCUAUCUGAUGAAAUGUUUGUUUUUGUAUAGGCACGGGAAUUACGCCAUGAAAACAUCAAUCCUUUCAUUGGAAUCUGUAUCGACUCGCCCCAGGUUAUGAUCCUCUCUAAAUAUUUGAAACGAGGCAGUCUUCAGGUACGUCAACGAUUUUUUAAGUAUUGCUGCCGGGGUUGAAAGAUCACAAGCCAUGCAUACACGACAACAAUAGAAUAAAGUUGAGGUGUUUUCUCGAAAUACAUCAGUAAAAGAACGAUUCACAGUUGUUCUAUAGUGUAAUGAACUUAUCAUAGACAUGGGAAAUUAUUCACGGGCCUACAAUAAAUGAAAUUAUUAUGAGUUUACUCCUGUGUUGAAUUCAAGGCUAACAGUUCGAUACUAACAUUUUAAUGCUUUCAUUUAGGAUCUUUUGGAGAACGAGGAUUUUAAGCUGGAAGAAAUUUUUAUCCUUUCAUUGGUCCGUGAUGUAGCAACGGUAAUGUAAAACAUUACUUAACAUGUGCCACUGAGAGACACAUCUCAUCCCCGAGGUCUCCUUCCUGAGAAUGAGUAGAAACUGAAAGCUCUGACUUGUUUUACUCAGUAUUUUUUGGAAAAGUACAGUAGUCAUGUCAGAUGAAAAACUACCCUGGUCACAACUAUAGUGAAAUAGCAUCAGAGUCAUGACAAAAGAAAUGAGCUCAUUCUCUCUUGAUCAUGAUCAUGCACCAAACCGGCUAUUGAAGAUAUACCCUAUUACAGUGAGACACAACUCUCUAGUAGCAGAAGCCUAAGCAAUAUGUGCAGCAAAUAUUUAAACGUGUUUAGUGCAAAAAGGUAGCUUUUUAUAUAUGAGGCCCGUAUUUCAACUAGUACAACCACAUAAUCAGCUUCAGUGACUCCCAACACAAAAUAUCACCAUUAACCAUAAGACAGCUAGAGUCUAUAUUUUAAAAAGACCCUUUAUUUCUGCACAGGGUAUGAUGGUUCUUCACAAUAGUGCAGUGCAAGUGCAUGGACGGCUCAAGUCCUCCAACUGCCUAAUUGACUCGCGGUGGGUGUGUAAGAUAGGAGACUGGGGUCUAAGUGAGCUUCGCUCCCCUGCCGACCGCCUGCCUCCCAGAGAGGAGUAUGAAAAAUACAAUGGUAGGUUGCGUAUGCGUGUAGCAGUUUAUAAUUCUUUUAUGGGUCAAAGCAGAAAACGAAAAUAAGUUAUGGAAUUAGUCAAUUCUGAAAGCAUUUGCUCGGUCUUUUUACUUGCUAAGAAAGUCCGCCGGUACUCUCCCCUACCUGGAAACUAUACUUAUAAAACGACCAAGGCAUAUUAUCAUUAGACCUUUCAGAUGCUAAAAGACCACCUCCAAAAGUCCUUACCAUAACUUGUAAAACAUUGUGCGCGAACUUAACUCGAUAACUUGGUUAGUUAUUACCUUCAAAUACCAAACAAAGCAGCUUUAAGUGUUUUCUUGAGUUAUUAUGUAUUUCAUUAUUUUUCAGAUAUGUUGUGGUGCGCCCCAGAACACAUACAUGAUGACGACAUGGACAACAGGGGAUCACAGAAAGGAGAUGUAUACAGUUAUGGUAUAAUUUUACAAGAAAUUGCGAUCAGAAAGCCACCUUAUAGCAUGUACACUUUACAACCACAAGGUAAGAGUCGCAACUGAUUCGAUGACUUUGCAUUACCAACAGUCUUUUAUCAUGGCUGGGACUCGACUUGCUCACUCACUUUUCCCCUUGCUUUUUGGCGCUUGGUACAUGUACUCGCAAUUAAUGUUUGAACACCAGUAAUAAAAAGAACAAUGCUAGUGAUUGUCUGAUUUACGGUCGACAGAAAUAAUUGCUCGAGUCACUGCACAUGAAGACCCACCAUUUCGCCCCGUUGUUGAGGCGAAUGCUUGUAAAGAAGAGCUCCAGUCCCUAAUGACACAGUGCUGGGAUGAUGACCCAGAUAAACGGCCUCACUUUAACAAAAUCUUGGACAGGCUGCGAAAGGUGAUGGGCAGGUAUGUCUGAUUAUAAUCAGAUCUUCUCCCAGUAUUGGAGCAGAGAAUAGGGUAGGAGGCGGUUGCAUGUCCAUCUCAUCUAGUUCCUUUAUUGUGUUUCUCCAUGUUCGUUUGCCCGGAUGAGCUGAUUUGCAAAGAAAAUUGUCUGAGUGUGAAACAGUAGCUAGCAUUUUUUCAUUGAUUAAAAGGAUUAACUCUCUUAACAACAAAAAUGAUGGAGACGAUUUGGCCAAUAUUUCAAUGUAAGAAUGGCAAGAAACGUUGCCUUAAUGUAUCGAUUACCAACGAACCGGUGAAUGUUUUUUUCUGCGGUAAAAUUUUAUACUAUUGUGCUUUCUCUAGUAAGGAUGUGAAAAAUAAUGAUUGUUUUUCGGAGGAUGUUGUUCCCCUCCAACACUCACGUUCUUUUCCUUGUAGAGAUGUCAACAUCAUGGACAACAUAAUGGCACUAAUCGAGCAACAUACUGAUAACUUGGAGGCGCUAGUGGAAGAACGAACUCGUCUGCUGAUGGAGGAGAAGAAGAAAACAGACAAACUUCUGUACAAAAUGCUACCAGUGUAAGUCAAAGAUUGUCCCGCAAUUCUGCUUCUUGCACUUUUUCUUCUGCUCAGCAAUGUUUAGUUACCUUUCAAAAAUAGCGACGGAUUUCAACUCAAAGGAAGAGAUUAAACAGACUCACACGACAAUUGCAACCCUGAAAUUUGGUCAGUUUAAGAAAAGAGACAAGAGACAAAUUAAGGUAAUCACUAGAUGUGUCUCCCAUUUUCCAGGAGGUCGAUUGAUUUUCAUCGUCAAUCAUCUAUCAACGCUAUCUUACCAACUUUGUUUUGUCCUUGUAACGUUUCAGAUAUCAAUAAAAUUUUUACUGUUGAAUUUCUUACAAUUUUAUCCUUGUGUCGAGGACCUUGUUAGGGGAAAAUCCUCACCAAAAAAACCGUGAGAGUGAUCCUUGAUUAAAUUGCGCUUAUUUUAUUUUUUUUUUUCUGUCAUACAACAGAGCUGUAGCAGAACAGUUAAAGCUUGGGAAGCCUGUGACUCCAGAGUAUUUUGACGAAGUCACAAUCUAUUUCAGUGAAAUCAUGGCUUUUAUUGACCUCGCUUCAGAGAGUACGCCGAUGGAGGUAAGAAUCACAAACUGCAAUGUAAUUUUUUUUUCAUCAUUGUGAAAUCUGCAGUAGUUGGUAUUAUCUUUGAAAUUCAUCUUUAGGUGUAAUAAACAUGAACAACGAAGGGCAGAGUACUCAGAAAAUAAUCUCUCUCUGGUUUAGAUUGUUGCCUUUUUGAAUGAUUUGUACCUUGCCUUGGACAACAUUCUUGGCAACUAUGAUGUAUUUAAGGUGAGUCAAGUUGCCCCAGUGAUUUUAUCGCUCUUUCUAUCUAUAAACAGACACCUUGAACAACACCGGCUAAUCGUAAGGUCGCAGUGAGCCAUUUCAGGAAAUAAUAUUACUUAACCGGAGGAUAAUUAUUGCUAAAGGUACCCACGUUAUCUUCCCUCGGCUACUGAUAUGAAGCUAUGAGUGUGAUCUAGUGUAAGCGUGAUGGGUAAGGGAGAGAAAACAGCAUAUGCUUGACUAUUAUUCCAUUUUGGGAUGUCCUUCUCGGAUGGAUUAAAACCAAGGUCAAAAACUGUUUUUUUUUUCUAGGUGGAAACAAUUGGUGACUGCUUAUUGGUGGUGUCUGGCUUGCCUGUUAGAAAUGGCAACCGCCACGCUGCGGAAAUAGCGGACAUGGCGUUUGACAUCCUCAGUCUUAUGACUCACUUUAAGAUCAGGCAUAGACCCCGGAUGAAGCUACAGCUUAGGGUUGGACUGCACAGCGGUAAGUAAACCCAAACCAACGCACCCUUAUGUAUACGCCACUAUCGUUAAAUCAGUUAGAGAUGUAAUCGUAGGGGGAGGGGAGGGAGGGAGGGUUGACUUGGUUUAGAGUCAGGUACCUAAAUGUAUAUAUCUUUGCUGGGCGCGCCUACUACAUUUCACCGGAGUACAAGAAAAUAGCGUCCCUCUGAAUAGUUUAAAAUUAACUCUUCUGAAACCUCUCCUUCAAACUUCAAUAAACAAGAUAAGCAUCCACUAGGCCCUUUUAGCUAUUUGACAAAAAAUCUUGCUUUGCAACUUAUCAUGUAAAUGACCAUGCACCACACUUAUUCUAAGUCAUUUGACGCCGCUGAGACUGAGAAAAAUGCGGUGUCUUAGAGCCAUGCCCUGAUUGACGUCAUUGUUAUACUUCUUAUAGGUUCGUGCGUGGCGGGUGUUGUGGGAAUCCACAUGCCUCGCUUCUGCCUAUUUGGGGACACAGUGAACGUAGCAUCGAGGCUGGAAACCACUGGACAGGGUAAGAGCAUUUCGACUCAGAAAACACCUACUGUGUCCACUGUUUUCCUUAUUUCUUACAAAAUUGUCUGAUUUUAAUUAUAGUCAUUUCUCCCCAUCACAGCCUGAUGUGAGGUCGGUUUUCUUAUUGUUUUCCUUAGCUCUCAAGAUUCACGUUAGCGAGGACUGCUACAGGCUUCUGAAAGAAAUUGGUGGAUAUAUAUUUCUUAAGCGAGGCGAAGUGUAUCUCAAGGUAAUCAGUAAAGGAUUGCUAGACGCCAAGUCGCAGGGGUGGGGCGAUUUGUUCAAUAAUACCUGAAUUCCAGCUAACAGGGCUGGCUGGGUUUUCAUAUAAUAACAAAAAUGAUUUAUGUUCCGUUUAAGUGGCGCAAUUUUUUCUGGGGGAGCAACCUUAGCAAAUAGGCCUGGGACCAGCCCCAUAGUUUGUCUGUUAUUUGGAUUGUUAGAAGGAAGCAUUAGUUACACUCUUCAAUAUUUUCAUGACAAAGUCAUGAUUGGCUAUGAUGACAUUAGAAGAUAUAAUCGAUGAAUCUUAAAGAAGUGGAAGUGCACCUCAAUUAAGAAAUACUAUUUAUAUUUGGUAAAGUUUGGAAUUAACAGAUUCCCCUUUUGUGUUCAAGUUCUCUUUUUCUGACAUUUUCCUUUCAUUCGUCCCUUAAUUCCUUGAUGGCCUCACUGAAGGUGAAACUUAAGAGACCGCCUUUGGGGGUAACUGAUGUUUUUGUUAACAUCUAGGGGCGUGGUUUCUGGAAAACUUACUGGUUGAUGGGAAAAGAAGGAUUCAACAAGCCACUGCCACACGCCAUGGCCGCAAACUCAGAGCCCUCUGUUGAGACGCUAAAUGUUUACUACGCCAGCUAA
Molecule: messenger RNA, 10833 nt
Organism: Porites lobata
Lineage: Eukaryota; Metazoa; Cnidaria; Anthozoa; Scleractinia; Poritidae
Source: the annotation of a GenBank genome assembly